AUGACGGUAGUGGAGCGCAUCUCCGCGCUCCCAGGGGAGCUACGCCUUGAAAUUUUGGACAGAUGCUCGCUUGGAGAGCUUAUGAUCCUGGCCAAUGUUAACCAGAAGGCCCGCAAACUAGUGAAGUCCAGAAUGCAGGAGCUCUGCCUCCACGUUCCAGGAGAGCUUCACGAUCUCGACCAAACGUCGCUACGGACCCUUCGCUACAUCUGUGCCGAUACUACCAAAACUCUUAUCGUGCUUCUUCCCGAAGCAAGAUGUCUUUCAACAAAGUACGACCCUAAGCCCUUUCACGCGGCCGACCUGCAGUGGAAAACGCUCACCUCAGUCAUGACAAAGAUGACUGUACUGUCUAGCCUUCAAAUUGGGAACCCUAGCUCCCUUAACGGCAAUUUUUCGCAGUCGAUGAAAUUAGCCGAAAUGCUGACUGUGAUGCUCUUGUCCAAAGAGCUUCCAAUCGAACACCUUCAAAUUUGGGCCACGGCUGAAAUGACUUCACAAAUCAUGCGGCACACUUCGCAAAACACAUGUUUGGAAGGCACCCACGAUUAG
This is a messenger RNA of Beauveria bassiana ARSEF 2860, 552 nucleotides long. RefSeq lists its product as uncharacterized. Gene Ontology annotation, molecular function: protein binding. Lineage: Eukaryota; Fungi; Ascomycota; Sordariomycetes; Hypocreales; Cordycipitaceae. The record is from RefSeq and is a predicted model, not a curated record. The transcript is spliced from 3 exons. Bases 1 to 552 code for a protein of 183 amino acids.